CGUGCAGAAGUCUUUCGGUACUCGAGUCGCGUCUUCAACAUGCAACUGUUCCUUUUACUCCUCCUGGGAGCCCUGGGCUACUCGUUGGCCUAUCCGCGCACCUACAGUUACGAUUAUCCGCGCCGAAGGGCCUAUUCCUCCGGCUCGUAUUCCGGCACCAAUCAAAAUUCCCUGAGCAGUCGCAGGGCGAGGGAGGAGAGCACCACCAAGUCGGACAAGGAGAACGCCAAGUUUGCAGGAGCCGCCAACCAGGAACUGGAUGAAUCUGGCGAUGAACGCACCCUGCUGCUCAAAAAGAAACUCAAGAGGCUGGCACGGCCGUACUUAGGAGGAUAUGGCGGAUUUGGAGGAUACGGUGGAUAUGGGGGCUAUGGAGGAUAUGGCGGAUAUGGGGGCUACGGGGGCAACCCAUGCUACCCCUAUGGUCGCGAUGCCAAGGGCGGUCAGAAGGAUCCCGAUGAGCAGGGUCGCUUCCUGUUCGAUGUGAAUGUGGUGAAAGUCUACCCCGGCGGAUGUCGCGGCUACGGCGGAGGAGGAUUUGGCGGCGGCGGUGGAGGUGGUCUGCUCUCGGAUCCCAUUCCUCCCGUUGCUCCCGUUCCAGUGCCAGUGCCAGUGCGUCCCUAUGCUCCCUUUGCCACCUGGCUGUCGCUCUUUGCUCCUGGCAUCCUGCAAUCCGCCACAGUGCCCGGUGUCCCCCUGCGGGACCCUCUGAGGGAUCCCGUUCGUCCUGCCUCAGCUUCUGGGGAUCUACAGAGCGAUCCUGAAGUGGAUCCCAGCUACGGAGGGGCAGCUGUGCCAGUGCGGCGUCCUGUUCCGAAUCGUGUUUACUAUGAUUCAGCAGGAGCGCCACCUGUGACACCUGCCCAAUUGGUCGGAGGCGUGGCCACAACAGUCAAUGGAAUUAUCCAGCAGCUUACGGGUCAAGUGCAGCCAGUUUACCAGACUGGAGCUUACAGAAGUCAGCGAAGCAGCUACGGAUAG
Messenger RNA from Drosophila kikkawai, 981 nucleotides. RefSeq lists its product as uncharacterized. The record is from RefSeq and is a predicted model, not a curated record. Lineage: Eukaryota; Metazoa; Arthropoda; Insecta; Diptera; Drosophilidae.